AUGUAUGGAGGACUGCCGAGGUCGUACAAAUCCUCAAAAAGGACUCCAAACCCCACAGACAUGAACAACUACCGGACUAUGCGCCUCAUCCCGUCAAUCAUGAAGCUACUUUGCGCCAUGCUCACGAACCGGAUCCAGAGGCGCCUCCAGGAGCGCAAGUUCUUCGCCCCAGAACAGGCUGGAUUCCGGAGCUGCGAGGAGUGCAUGAGCCAUGCCCUGACCUUCAUGGAAGUGGCGCAACGUCGCUUCAUUAGCGACCAACAACCAGCUUACGUAUGCUUCAUCGACUUCCAAGAGGCCUUUGACACGGUCCCGCAUGAGGCUCUAUUUCUCAAGAUGGAACGAGCCGGAGUCUCCAGAAAGUGCUUAGCGUUCUUCCGUGCGCUCUAUGCAGACUCGUGGAUGCGCAUCCGACUGGGCGAUGGCUCAAGAAUCCCUUCGAUAAGGAUCUGCCAUGGACUGCGACAGAGCGACCGCGCAUCCCUGCUCCUUUUCAACAUCUUCAUCAACGAUCUGCUGAACAAUUGCAGACAAUACGGGCUUGAGGUGCCGUGGAUAGGCUGUGGAGAUGCCCGAUGA
Cyanidioschyzon merolae strain 10D is the source of this 579-nucleotide messenger RNA. RefSeq names its product retroelement, dead. The record is from RefSeq and is a predicted model, not a curated record. Lineage: Eukaryota; Rhodophyta; Bangiophyceae; Cyanidiales; Cyanidiaceae. The coding region runs from base 1 to 579 and encodes 192 amino acids. The transcript has a single exon.